UGCCACAAACAGGACUUUAAUAUCACCAACCAUUCCCAUGUUAUUACGCUGUAUCCAUAUAAAUGGCCCACCCUGUACUUAUCUAAGCAGCACUUUUUCCUCUGAAGAGAUGAAGAGAUUAUGUUCACAAGUAAACCUGAGGAUGCGUUAUCUUGUGAUGGUGGCAUUACAUUUCGUGUCAGUGAAACUGUUUCGUCAGGGUUUGGAGUCAGUCUCUGCGUGCAGCUGUGCAGCUCAUUUCAACAUCUGUGCAUUAACUCUUUAUAACUAUUUUUUUGAACAGUAAUAAAAUAUAUAUAUAUUGCACAUCAGGUCAUCUUACAUAUUAAGCCAGCAUAUUCUGCUUUAGCUCUUUUGCACACAUCUGUUUCAAUCUUUCAACCUUUUCUGUCAUCAUUUAUUUAUUUGUACUAUUUGUAUUUAUAUGUUUUAUUCUAUAUAUUAAUCGGCAUCUGUGGGUGGACAGCACAAGAAUUUCAUUGCACAGAGAAAUGUCUUUUUUUUCUCUUGUGACGCAUGACAAUAAACACUUUGAAUCUUGAAUCUCUAACCUGUCAGAAACCAGCUGCAGCACAUUCGACUGAAGCAAGUCGGGUCAGGUGUGCUUCUGCAAAGCUUGAUAUUACUUAGACAAGCUCCUUUUUCAUGAUUCUGUAUUUAAAUGUUCAAUCAUAGCUUUAAAUAUAUUUUGAUUAAAGAGUUGUCAUCUCACCUUUCUACAAUUUAUUAAAAAAAAAAAAGCUCAAGGAAAGUUUGUGUUUAAGCUGAAAGUAAAUGAAGUUUCCUUUUUUAUUCUUUAACAAAAUAACAAUUUUGUGUCUCCAGGCAAAUAAACAUUUCAUAACUGCAGGGUUGUUUUUUUUAUUGUUUUUACUUUUACUGCAUUACAAAGGAUUUUGUGUGUAACAGCGUCUGAACCCCACCUAAUGAAAGCUGUGUCCUGGGUGUGAUUGUGCUUUAUGUUUUAACAUGUUUAGUAGUUUGAUUCCAUGCAGAAGCUCAUUAGUCCACCACUGCUCUCUGCAUGUGGCUGCUGUGCUGUGCCUCUGUUCCCGCGGAGUUUCCCACUGGUUGUUUUUCCUCUUCUCUGCGUAAAAACCAUAAUAAGUGCUGUGGCAAUGGCUCUAAGAAAAUGCUAUAAAUGAUUGUUCAGAGUUUGAACAGAAUUAUGCGGGUGGGGGUUAAAGUUCACAGCCUCUUCUUCCUGGAAUCUCCCAGAGGAGCAGAAAGGGUCAGAUCUGGUUACUCCAGGUUCAAGUAAAAUUUAAACCGUUUAUAAAGGGAUGAGCUUGUUUGGGCAGUGUGAUUGAUUAAGGAUGUAUUUGUAAUUUAGUUACAGGACAACUUUAAAAUGAUGAAUUAUGAGAGGAAAUGUACUUUUCACCUUUAUAGACCAACAACAAUAUAGCCUUAUGAUGCCAAAAUAACUGGAGAUAUGAUUCCUGUACCUCGUGACAGAAUCUACAUAAUUCUCUAUUUAUUUUCCUCCCAAUUUCUAAUUAAUGUAUUUAUUUAUAGCUGAAAAGCUUUUAUGCGACACAUGUCUAAGAAAUCCUCCCGUUUUGACUAAAAACUCAUUACAACACAACUUCUUUUAUUAACAUGGAAGUGUUUUUAUCUUAGCUUUUCUUUCCUCCCACAUACCAUACCAGUCAUUUGUUUUUGCAGAUUACCUGUUAAAAUCCUGAUUGAGUCAAAGUAUGCUAUGAUGUCAAAUUUAAAAAAACAAAAACCUAGAAGCAGUCAGAUGGCAGGAUCGCAGUGAUAAAGCAAAGACUGUACCCUGUAUUUAAACAUCAACAUCACUGCUCCAGAUGACCUGAGAGGAUGGUGUGACUUUGAGGACAGAACCCGGGUUAUGUAAACUGUAAACAAAGAAAAUGAGACCACCUCUGAAGGAAAAGCGGAGCUGAGUCAGGCACAAGGACCAGAGGCGGGUUCCUGCACUCUUUAUCUGUUCCUCGGAAUGAUGACAUCACCUCCAGCCAAUGGGAGCGAGUUCUUGGUCUGAUGAUGUCAUGUGAGCCCAAUCAGAUGAGGGAUGUGUGGAUCACUGCAGUGGGCUUCUGAGGGCAUGCACAUGAACAGCUGUGCCCUUGUCCUCUUCAUCAGCGCCUCCUUUUAUUGACCUACUUAUAUUGUUCUGCAGCAUAUUAAUGAUUUUUAAUGUUCACAGCUGACCCGGCCAGCGAGGAUUAGGGAGGGUUUUUUAAUGGUGAAAGCAAAUGUUUGUGGAGCUUAAAUGGAAAAGAAAACAUUUGGUUUAAAUAAUGUUUGGUGAAACUGGGGCUGCACAGGUUUCAGAGUUGUCACAACAUUUGCAUGUUUCCCACAGAUUUGUAGUUCAUUCAGGUUGGGAUGUGUCUGCAGUGAGUUGUCAAAUAUCACGUCGAAUUAUCAAAUCAGCGGCUCACGCACUGCGGCACCACAUGUUGGUGGUCACAUGUGUCCAUGUAUAGAUUGAGUGAACAUGUCUGUGUAGAGAAGUAGGUCGUGUGAUUGAUAAUGGAGCACUAUGAUGUGAACUGACACUGAGGAAAAACAGCAGCAUGACUGAGAACAGAGUUUUCUUGGACUAAACUGUGACUCAGCUGUUCGAGAUGUAAGAUUUAACAAUAGAAUAGAAUCAUAAAUGUAAAUUAAAUAAAUUUAAAAUAUGAAAUAUCUGAAAUAAUACAUAUGUCUCAUAAUAACACAAAAGAUGCUCUAUAUUAUGAAGUGGACCCUUCAGUAAUACAACAGAAAAAAACCCAACAAUCAUAUGGCCCGCUGUGACCAAGCACUUUGGUGACAGUGGGAAGGAAAAACUCCCUUUUAACAGGAAGAACCCUCCGGCAGAACCAGGCUCAGGGAGGGGCGGGUCUGAUGGACCACCACUUUAAAGCUGUUCUUGUCUUCUGGUGUUGUUUUGCAGAGGACACAGUCUGAGGUUUGUUGUGUCAAUGUUUUAUGUGUAGAGUAAUCAGUACAAGAGUGCACUCCAUCAGUUUCAUUUCAUGGUGUAGGUUAAAGUUCAGCAGCUCUGUUUCCUCUUCGUACAAGUGCGUACAUGCUCGUUCUAAGAGAGGAGUCAUAUACUAACAUGAUGUUCAGCCCUAUAAUGUGAGCAUAAUCACUCGCUGUAUGGUAUUAACUGAUAAUAACACGUGACCCAUGUUAGUCACCGUAUGAGUGCAGCUCUUCUGGAUCACACUGCGUAUAUUCAUUUGUUGCUGUUUUUAGGAAUUGUUUUAGAGUUACUCACUUUUACUGGGCAGGACCUCAUGUCAACUUUAACCAGCAUUAGUAGUAAUCAGUGAGGCUGCUGACUGACAUUUGGAAUAAAACAAUACAUGUGUGGUGUCUUUGAGCAAGAGGAAUCUUUGCUUCUGUAAUUGACAUCGUAUUUAUUUAAACAGGAAAGGGGAGCAGAACUCAUUCAUAAGCAAUGCUGCUUCAGUGCUGAUGAUUUAUAUAUCGGACUGUGUCGUCAUAUGAAGUAAUAACUGUCAUUGUUCUAAUAUUUUUCCAUGCAAAUGUAUUAGAAAUGUUUCCUUUAAUGUUUUUUUUAAUGACAUGUCAGAAUCUUUUAUUUGCUCUAUGCUAACUUCCCACCAUGAGGCAUACUGGGCUUCAUCUUUUAGACCCAGAAGCCAUGUCUGUGUUUUAUUCGGCCUGUGUUGUUAACUACUAGCAUGCCUGCCGUUUUUCCAUUAGCAUAGCUUUAGCCACUAUCAAGCUUCCUCCCCAUUUGCGUUGAUGGGUUGGGCUUCUUGUUUACUUAGAAACAGACAUUUAAAGACCUGCAUGUUGAAUCCAUAAUUCUAGAUUUGCCCUGAAUGUCAGCUUCAUGGAGGGCUUAAUGUAUAUAGGUUAAGUGCUCUGUGAAUGUGGUUUGUAGUCUAAAGUGCUGUGAGUCAGUAAGAAGAGCAGUAUGAAAAUGCCAGUCUUCUUGCAGCUUGACUGAAAGGCUUUUAUCCAUAGCUGUAGCCUCAUUAUAACUGUAUGUGGCUGCAGUAUAGCGGGGGAAAUACUGCAUGCAUGUCAGUGAAAUGAAGUCAUGCACAAUCAUGGUGCUAAUACUUCAGCAGAGAUGAUUGUGAUGUUUACCUGUUACUAUACCUUCACUGCAUGAAACAAAGGAAAUAACAUCACUGAUGGGGAGUAAAAUGCUGACUACUGGCCCUGAUAAUCGCACUGUCACUGCUUUAACCUGGAGUUGUUAAUUAGCUUUUGUAGUUGUAUUCUUUGGUUUGUGUUACAGCAUGUACCCUCACAGGCUCUGAGGUUUAAAGUAAGCAGCUCUUUGUUUGGCUGCUCUUUUACGGUGCAUUCAUCUGGCCUUACACAUUACCCGCUUGGUGUAUGAGACUCUGACAUGAGUAUGAGCCAUCUGUGGGUGAACCUCAGAAAAGCAGAUUACACACAGGGAGACAGAAUAGUGGAAAUGUGGGCCUAGCUCAGGCCAGUGUGGAUUAUGAUGUGGACUGUAAUCCAGAGGGAUGGACAGAGAGCCUGAGGGUUAAAGGAUUGGGUGGGCUCUGGACUUUGGCCAGGUGGACUCACUAUAGGCAGACGUGGCCUCUGUACUGUCAAAGCUAGCCACAUUGGAGUCGUGUUUGUAGCUUUACAAGAUGCUAUACUUGAACACAUUAAUAGGUAAUGACCCACAAACUAACAAACCUUGAGGUUAGCUCCAAAAGUGACCAUCCCCAUGGAUUCAUGUGUGAAAAUACAGUACAGCCUGCUUCAGAGCAAAGCAGUUUUUCUCUUUGUGGAUAGUUUCCCUCCUCAUAACUGGACACAAGGUGAGUUAUUAACCUGCACAAAGUCAGCGCGCCUGUUUUGCUGAGUGAGAUCCUAGGGCUUUAGCAGGCUGUGACUUGGUACUAAUUUGCAGAUAUAUUUGCUCGUGUGAUGCACGUGUGCACUUUAUGGAUGGCGCUUGUUAACAAAGCUUGUUAAUAUGAGCUGAAAUUGGAAUAUUUAAUCUGUGUUCUAUAUGCAGAACUAAGGCCUUAUUACAGAUUUUUUAAAAUUGAUUUAUAAAUGUGUAUUAACUUGAAUGUUAAAUUAUUUAUAUUUUAAAAUCUGCAAAACAAUAAAUUGCAACGUAAUUGGGUAUAAAGUAUUUGAAUCGAACAUAAAGUAGAGUAGAAGUAGAACCUAGUCGUAUUUUAGUGGGGAUCAUGCGACACACCCCUGGAUAUCCAUCAUGGAUGCUUGUAGAAGUCAAUAAUUCACCUGAGUUAGUAAAUGUUCAAACUUAAGGAGCUGCUGACUGUGAGGAACCACUUCGUCCUCAUCGAGAUGAAGCAUGAUUUUCACCCUUUUCAUUGUAAAGAAGUGCUCAGAGGGGGUUAUAUCAUGACACCGAUCCUCCCACCACUGCCUUUGGACUCGAGUGCUGUUAAACUUAAGACUCCCAUUGGAUGAGAGCUCUGAUAGGGCUCGUAGUGGAAUUAAGCAAAUACUUUACCAAACUACGACUUUUAAUACACUUUUACUUGAAGUAUCCUCACAUACUUGUCCAUUUGUAUGUUUCUUUAUACUUGUACUUCACUAUAUUCUGCAUUUAUUCUGAAUAAGUUUUAUUGAUUAUUUUUAAGAUUUUAAUUCAGACAAAUCCAGUUAAGUUGAAGUUCGUUUCUUUGGUUUUUCUCCCUUUCGCUGAUAUCCUCUGUAAUACUUGACCAGCUUUGUUGUGUAUUUACUGCUGAUUCCUGUGGGGCCCCAUGCCUCGUCCUUGCCCCGUGUGCCACCCUCCACCCGGAAACGCCCCUGCCCACUUCAUUAAGGUAGAAACGGCUCAGUCGGACUUUUCAUCCUUGUCGAUGCCAUCAGUUGAGCGGUUUACAAAAAAAAAUACACACGGAACCUCCUCCCUCCCUCCUUCUCUCACUCCCUUACUCCUCCUCCUGCUCUUCCUUCCCCCACCUUCCCCCACCCUCCCCCUAUAGUUGCAAAAGGAUUACGGAUGGACGCAGACACGGCAGCCCGUUACCGGGUCUUGCAGUCGGCAUAGGGAGUAGCGGUGUGUGUCCGGUACCGGCGAGGUGCAGGGGCGUCGGCCCCGGUGGGAAAUUAAUUCGGAUUUAUUGAAGGAAACGCGGCAGAAGAAAAACCCUGAUAGCGGCCGUGCUUCAUCUGCACACUCCGAGCAGGAACACCGGUGCCAUAUUCCUGCUGCGAGGGUUUGUGACCAUCAGCUGGACCACAAACGCCUCAUGACAUGUUCGAUACGGCCAGUAACUCUCCACGCAGCACCCCCGGCAGCUCUCCCUCCCUGCGGCGCAGGGUCCUCGGGGGAGGCAGGGCCAGUGAGAAUGAGGCUGGAGGAGAGAAGAGCAGCAGUGGAGGUGGAGGAGGUGCUGGUUCGGACGGUGCGCUCCCCUCCAUACCCUCUGCCUCCUCCCUCUCGUCUGCCUACCCAAUCGCCUCUCGCCACUUCAGCCGCAAUGCCAAGAAAAUGCAGAGCUGGUACAACGUUCUCAGCCCCACGUACAAACAGCGGAACGAAGAUUUUCGUAAAAUCUUCAAGAAACUUCCUGACUCAGAGCGACUUAUAGUGGACUACUCCUGCGCUCUGCAGAAGGAUAUUCUGCUUCAGGGACGCCUUUAUCUGUCAGAGAAUUGGCUGUGUUUCUACAGCAACAUCUUCCGCUGGGAAACCACUAUCACCAUCCUGCUGAAGGACGUUACCUCUAUGACCAAGGAGAAGACUGCCAAGCUCAUCCCAAAUGCCAUCCAGAUCAGCACUGACAACGAGAAGCAUUUCUUCACAUCUUUUGGCGCAAGAGAUCGCAGCUACAUGAUGAUUUUCCGCCUGUGGCAGAACGCACUGCUGGACAAGUCUCUGUCCCCCAAAGAGCUGUGGCACAUCGUGCACCAGUGCUACGGCACUGAGCUGGGCCUCACCAGCGAAGACGACGACUACGUCUCCCCCACCGCUGAACACAUGAACGGCCUGCUGCCGGGAGAGGAGUCUGGGUCGGUCACAGACCUGUUGGACCUGAGCUCAGUAUCCGUUCCCUCCGCGGGCAGCUCUCCGCCUCCGCUGGUGCCAUGCAGUUUAAGCAGUCCUCCUUCAGCUGCCAGCCUCGGCGGAUCCUCUCCGCCCUCCUCUGCCUCCUGUCUGCCCGUGGAGGUGCCCUCCUUGUCGGGAAGCAGGCUCAGCUCCGAGCCCCUCGAACCCAGCCCGCCCAGCUCACACAGCUCGCUGCCAUCCACCACCACCACCAACGCCUCUUUCUCCGCCUCCACCCCGGCCUCUGCUGCUGCGUCUUUUACUCUGGAAGAAGGCGGAGACAGCCUGUCCGAGUCAGCCAAUCACAUGCUGCCCCCACCAACUGCCAGUCUGGGAAACCUCUCGUCAUUGGACAUCACCAACGAUGAGGACCUGCCCACAGACCCCAGCAACUCGUCUGACACACAGGAAGAGAUUAAAUCUGACCUGAACCAAACCGAAACGGUUCCCCGAUCAGCUGACGCAUCUACAAUCACCUCCAAGCUGAGCGUGUUAUAUGGUGAGGUGGAAGCGUUCUGCGCUGACCUUAGCGGGCGGCUGCUCAUCAACACGGCGGUCCGCAUGAGCGUGGACAAACUGCAUGACCUGCUCUUCUCUGCUGACACGCACUUCAUCCAGCACCUCUUCUCCCAGCGACACUUCACCGACCUGUCGGUGGGUGAAUGGCAGCAGGACGGCAGCAGUGGGAACACCAGCCGUGUGCUCAGCUACACCAUCGCCCUCAACAACCCCCUCGGGCCCAAGACCGCCCCUGUGGUGGAGACGCAGACGCUGCAGAAAAGCAGCGCCCGGGGCGAGUGCUACGUGGUGGACUCGGAGGUCAUCACCUCAGGCAUCCCAUACCAGGACUACUUCUACACCGUCCACAGAUACUGCCUCACCUCCAUCAACAAACACAAGAGCCGACUCAGAGUUUCCUCAGACAUCUGCUACAGGAAGCAGCCGUGGAGCCUGGUGAAGGCGCUGAUCGAAAAAAACACCUGGAGCGGCAUCGAAGAGUACUACAAACACAUGGAGAGCGAGGUGUGCAAGCUGGAGACACUCCUGCAGACUGAGGUUACCGUGAUGACCACAGGCGAAGCGGUGGGCACCGACGCCGCCAAGACCCCGCCGGGCUUGCGCCGCAGGAAACGCACGUGCUCGCGGCGGCAGGGCGAGAGGGAGCGAGAGAGGGAAGGAGGAGGAGCGGGUGGUGGAGACCGAGGGGACAGAGGAGUGGGAGAGGAGAGGGACACGAGAGAAGCCGGCUCUCAGUUUAUGAAGCUGGGGGAGCGAUCGCGUGGCGGCGGGCACAACGGCAUAUCCACCAUCCUCCUCAUCGUCAGCUUCAUGAUCUGUAUCAGUCUGGUGGUGCUGGUGGCGCUCAACAUGCUGCUGUUCUACAAGCUGUACGCUCUGGAAAGAGCCGCACAUACACUGGAGACGUGGCACUCCUACUCUGUUGCUGACAGUCCUUUGCCUCAGACAGCUGGGGAGUGGGCUCAGGUCCUGCAGCUGCAGAGGCAGUUUCAUCAGGCCCAGCUCAGCAAGUGGCAGCAGAUCCUGCAGUCCUCCGUCUCGCUGCUCGACCAGAUGAAGCAGUCUUUAGAGAAGCUCCACCAGGGCAUCGUGGUCCCAGAGGUCAAGCAGGACCCCCCUGCUGACGCGGAGUCCCUGACCGAGGCCUGAACCUCGCCUGCUCCGACUGCCCCCCUCCCAACCUCCGAACCCGCAGAGAUUCGGAUCGUUUCCUGUUUGAACCCCGGUGAGAGAGGACGCCGCUCAGAACUCUCCUCGCCCGACUGACUUGAAACCGCGACGUUCACCUCGAGUGAACUCAGACUGGAAGCUUUCAGGACCACAGCAAUAAUUUCCCUGCAGCUGCAAGACGUGUGUGUGUGUGUGUGUGUGAGUGUGGUGUGGGGUGUGUGUGUGUGUGUGUGUGUGUGUG
Haplochromis burtoni (Burton's mouthbrooder) is the source of this 8936-nucleotide messenger RNA. It is a transcript of the gene gramd1a, whose product is annotated as GRAM domain containing 1A. The record is from RefSeq and is a predicted model, not a curated record. Gene Ontology annotation, cellular component: plasma membrane; endoplasmic reticulum membrane; endoplasmic reticulum-plasma membrane contact site. The transcript is spliced from 21 exons. The coding region runs from base 6212 to 8674 and encodes 820 amino acids. Gene Ontology annotation, molecular function: sterol transfer activity; sterol binding. Gene Ontology annotation, biological process: intracellular sterol transport. NCBI's taxonomy places the organism in Eukaryota, Metazoa, Chordata, Actinopteri, Cichliformes, Cichlidae.